GUGAAAGAGGAUCGCACAACGAAUCCAGGAUUGAGAAGAGAGAGAGUGAGAGGGAGAGAGAGAGAGAGAAAAAGUGAUUUAUUUGUAAUAAUAAUAUUCAAUGGAGAGCGAAAUACCAAAAUACGUAUUUUUCAACGAUGAAGAGAAAAAAUUAGCGGAGAAACACUUUGCUGCAUCUAAGAGAGGUUUUAUAAAAGUUGGUGAGAAGAAGUGGACUAUGCCCUAUAGAUAUCUCGAAGAAGGAAGUGCUGUGUAUAAUUCAAAGCCUCGCCCGGAUGAUACUUGGGUCGUUUCUUUCCCGCGAUCAGGCACCACAGUGACAUUGGAACUGGUUUGGUUGGUCGCGAACAACAUGAACUUCGAGGAAGCGAAGACACGAAGCCUGCAUCAUAGAUUUCCAUUCUUCGAGCUUGACAUAUUAACUGGCGAUUAUGAUGAUUUUCUAACCAGUCAGACAGGUGAGAAAAUUGAAAGAUUGAAUCCAGAAUUUUCUAAUAAAUUACCAUCUCCAAGAUUCAUCAAAACCCAUAUGCCUUUCGAAUUAUUGCCCAAUCUUCUGGAUAGUGAAUGCAAGAUUGUCUACGUUGCACGUAAUCCAAAAGACGUAGUGGUGUCUUGGUAUCAUUUCCUACAGAUUAUCAAGGGUUUAGAAUACCAAGGAAGUUUUGAGGAAUUCUGUGAAUACUUUAUGAAAGAUUUAACUAAUUAUUGCCCUUAUUGGACGCAUUUAAAAGAUGCCUGGGCUGAGAGACAUCGUUCGAACUUACUAUUCAUUUUCUACGAAGAAAUCAUUACCGACCUGCCAAGUGUUAUUAAAAAGGUGGCAAAGUUUUUUGAAAAAUCCUAUAGCGAAGAGGAGGUCUUAAAACUGGUUAAUCAUCUUCAUAUAGACAAUUUUCGUAAGAAUCCUAUGGUGAACAGACCGUCACUUAAUCCAAAAGAAACUGUAAAACCAAUUGGUUUCAUACGAAAAGGAAAAGUUAAAGGAUGGAAAGAGUUUUUCACUGACGAACUUGAAGCAAAAUACGAUGUUUGGAUCAAAGAAAAUAUGAAGGACACUGAUCUUACUUUUCCAAUUAAUUGCGUUGAAGAAAAGUAAAAGGGUUGCUUUAAAAUAGACUUUUUAUUUGACAAAACGAUUAUUACAAUUUUGAUGUUAAUAUUUUUAUUUUGGAUUUUUAUCAACGGAAACAAUAUUUUGUAAAAAAAAUUUACAGAAUAUCUUAAAUUUAAAGGGUAACCAAGGCGGAAAUUGAGCGGAGAUCUUGCUCCCGGUUCGUCCGGAUAUAAUACAAAAUAGUCCAAUAAAUCGUGCUUGCCCCUAUCACAAUUGAAUCCUGUUUCCUUGGAAAAAUGUAUUAAAAAAGGUGUCUUUUUAAAUUAAUAUAACUUUAAUGAAAUAGUGAACAAAU
This is a messenger RNA of Polistes dominula (European paper wasp), 1412 nucleotides long. RefSeq names its product sulfotransferase 1C4. NCBI's taxonomy places the organism in Eukaryota, Metazoa, Arthropoda, Insecta, Hymenoptera, Vespidae. The record is from RefSeq and is a predicted model, not a curated record. Gene Ontology annotation, molecular function: sulfotransferase activity.